CUGCGACCAUGUGCAAGUAUCUGACCCCGGAAGGCCAGCGGCUGGUCGUCUUGGUGCCGCCGAAUUUCGCAUCGAAGACGUGCGUCCUCUCUCUUGCCGCCGUCGCUGCACUCCUCCUCGGCGUGCAUGCUCUGCAGGAGAUCACCAUUCCCGACACUCCGCCGGCCGCCGCAGCUCGGAGGAUUCGGCGGCGGGCCCGCGACGGCGUUCCAUCGCACAACCAGCGACUGCAGCAGCGCCCGCCGCGACAGGAGAGUGAGCCACUCCGCCGCCAGCUGCGGCGUGCUCGCGGCGGCGGCGGCGGCGGUGGGCGGAGAGGAGCCGUCGCCGCUCCUUCUACGGGCGCGAGCGGAGGCGCGGCCAGCGGCAACGGCGGUGGCGAGGCCUUCCCCAGCGUGCGGGUGGAGUAUGCGGAGGAGGAGGGGUACCACGCACAGGAUGGGCAGGACAAGUGGCUCGACGAGCACUUGUUUCGCGGGCGGCGCGGCGGCGUCUUUGUCGACAUCGGCUGCUACGACGGAGUCACGUACUCGAACACGCACUACUAUGAGGUGCGGCUCGGAUGGAGCGGCGUCUGCGCCGAGCCCAACCCCGAGGCGUGAACAGCCGCCGCUCCAACCCCACCCGCUCACGCCCCCACGCCGCCUCCUCGCCUGCAGCUGCGACAGCCACAGCCUUCUCGCGCGCCGCCGCCUAACGGAGGCGUCUCAAUGCGUGGAUGCUCUAGGUGUACCCGCGCAUCGCCGCCGCCGGCCGCUCCUCGGGCGCGCCGGUCGCAGUCUCGGACACAGCCGGCAUGCUCCCCUUCACCGCAGCCUUCAUGUUCUGCUCGCUCCGCCGCUGGCGC
Messenger RNA from Emiliania huxleyi CCMP1516, 847 nucleotides. RefSeq lists its product as hypothetical. The transcript has 3 exons. The record is from RefSeq and is a predicted model, not a curated record. NCBI's taxonomy places the organism in Eukaryota, Haptophyta, Isochrysidales, Noelaerhabdaceae. The annotation marks the transcript as partial.